UCUAGCUAGUUGGACAGAAAAAUAGCACAGUAGAAAAAGGGACACAGAUAAGACACAAUCGGAUACUAGUAUAUAAAUCAAAAAGAGAGAGUUGGUUUCUCUGUUCGGUCUCAUUUGCAACACACAUGCCUCUCAUCUCACGCAGCAACAUAUUGAGUUUGCCUUUAACGGUUAUAAUUUCUGAGGACACUCAUCAUAUUUCACUCCUCUUUUCUUGGUUGCUACAUAAAUGGAUUUCAACACCAAAGACAAGGAUCCUUGGAAUUGGCAUAAGGAGGAAGAUUAUUGUCUCGAAAAGACGUCAAAUUUUGACAUUUCACAAGAGCUGUGGAAUGAAGUUCCUUCAAAUCAAGAUCUUUCUAUUGUGCUCGAUGAUGCUACAACCCCUGUGAAGUCUUGUGUGGAUUUUGCAUACAAUGUCAAUAAUAAUGGCAAGUUCUCUCUCAAAGAAUCAAAUGUUAUACAAAAGGAGCAGGAGGAAUGUUCGGAGACUUCUUCGCAAGCCAAGAGACGGCGGAUGCUACAUUUCAACGCUCACAAUGGGAAUCAUUCACUUUCGGAUGAACCGACGUCUUCAGCAUAUUUGAAAUCAAAUGAAUGCAAUGAAGAUCUUUUCCCAGAAGUGUCACAAUGGCUAUCUGGAGUUUCAGAAAAUGCGUCUGCUUCCAAUUACGAGGACCUUGAGUCAGCCGAAGGGUGGAUUGCAGAGUGCUUUAAAGAUGCUGAAAUGCAAUUAUGUCCUGAUAAUUCGAAUUUUUCUGGUGCAGAUGAUGUUCACAUUGAUGUUAAUGAGCUCUGCAACUUAACACCGCCAAUUGAACAGAAUGUGGUUCAGCCUCACUUCUCUCAAACUCCCAGAAAAAUUGUCUUCAGAGGUCGAAAAUCUAUGAUACAAACACCGACAAAGUUAGCUUCUUCUGUGGCCUAUCCAUUUACCUUCAUUAAACCCUGUGGUGUCCAUGGAGACGUCACUCUGAAGGAAAUAAAUAAGCGAAUUCAGUCUCCACCUCCUUCAAAAUCAAAGCAAGUCAAGGAAGAUCCUAUAGUCUAUCCGAAAUCAGCCUUUUCCGGUAAGCCUGUAGUUGGAAAGACAAAAAUACGCACCGAAGGCGGAAAAGGUAGCAUCACAAUUAUGAGAACUAGAGGCUAGGUAAAGUGGUUUAGUAGUACUAGCUUUUGUCUUUCCCCAUUUACUUAUGGGGUUGAUUUUAUUUUUUCUGUAAAAUACCAGAUCUCAGAUCCUUUAGGCUGUUUUGUUUAAGAUUGUUUUCGCUGCUAACGGAACUAUUCGGUGUUCCGAGGCCAUUUUUGUUGAAGCUAUACUCUAUCGCAUCUUUUAACACUCAACGAGGUUCGAACGCACCAUUGUGUUGAAACAAAUAUAAAGUCAAUCAAAAACCUUAGCUUUUCAAAUGACAAGUUCAUCAAGUUUGCUCUUAGUUUUUGUAACUGAGUCAAACAGAUUUUAGUUUA
Cicer arietinum (chickpea) is the source of this 1473-nucleotide messenger RNA. RefSeq names its product protein XRI1-like. Gene Ontology annotation, biological process: female meiotic nuclear division; male meiotic nuclear division. NCBI's taxonomy places the organism in Eukaryota, Viridiplantae, Streptophyta, Magnoliopsida, Fabales, Fabaceae. The record is from RefSeq and is a predicted model, not a curated record.